Bactrocera latifrons is the source of this 3617-nucleotide messenger RNA. RefSeq lists its product as uncharacterized. The record is from RefSeq and is a predicted model, not a curated record. The transcript has 3 exons. Bases 162 to 3344 code for a protein of 1060 amino acids. NCBI's taxonomy places the organism in Eukaryota, Metazoa, Arthropoda, Insecta, Diptera, Tephritidae.
AGCAUUAAUAACAUUAUUUGUUAUUACUAAAACUAAUAUUACUAAUAACAAAUAAGUGGUAACAACAACAACAUUGUGCUUUAUACAAUACCGGUGAUCUAAUUGGUAAUAGAAACGCCGAUACACACAACAACAGCAAACACAACUGCAUUGACGACAACAUGAUGGACGUCAAAACAGCGGCUGCAAAACAUAGCAACAAUACGAACAGUGUUGGCAAUGGCAAUGCUGAAAUGUUGCAAGCUCGUGAUGAGGUCGAUUUUAUUGCUGUGGCUGCGCACAACAACAACAACAAUAGCAUUUUCGACAACAAAACAAUGAGCAACGGAUUGCAUUCGAAUUCGAAGACAACUUCGACAAUUUUCACGAACUCGAAAACGUCAGCCAAUGAACAUUUACAAUAUCAACAACAACAGCAACAUAAAGAAAUAGCAAAGAGCAAAAAGAAAGUUGUCACAAAUGAAGAACCAAAGAAAAAGAGUUCCACAAAAGAGCGGCUCUCCUUGUUCUCCACGCUCGGGCGGCGCAUCAGCCAGAAGACGCUGAAACAGAAGGACUCUAACGCUAACGAAUCCAGCACAGCGCACGAAAAAUCUACAGCUACGGCGACUCCGUCAACAACAAUAACAAACACGGUAGCUAAAAGUGAUGCUAUCAACAACAACACGCCUCCCCGCCAACGUACGUUUGUCAAGAGCUCUUCAAUUGUCCGUCUUUUAGGCAACACCUAUCAGCAGCACGCCAAAAAGCUGGAAAAGCCCCAGUUAAACUUAGAGAAAGGUAAAACACCGUUAGAUGGUAAAUUCCAUACAUAUGGCGGCAGACGUCGCACCAACGGUCCCUAUUUUGAUCGCUUCAAACGCUAUUCCAAAGACGAUGGUGAUGUUACCGCAAAUAAAAACAAUAACGAAGAAGAUGCAGAGCAAGCAAUGGACUUCACCGAUGUGCUGGAAUUAGAUACAGAUACCGCCGAUGAACUGCAACGCGCUUCAAACGGUUUGGAACGCUUUUGUGAUCAUAGCACAGUGGCGGCUGGCGAUGACGAAGCCGCCGCGGAAUUGGGCAGCAAAACGAUGCGUUCGCUGUCGCGCAGCCUCGGCCGGUUGUGGGGCAAACGUUUGCAUAGUGUGGACAUAAGCACGCCGGAUCCAGAGUAUAAGGUAUCAUAUUUGGGCAACGUGCUAACCGGCUGGGCCAAAGGUGAGGGUUGCGUUGAGAAGCAAUUGAACACACUCUGGCGUAACUAUACCCAAAACAAUAAGCCCGACAUGAUCAUGCGCAUUAAGGUAUGCGCCAGUGGACUUAAAGCCACCACACGCCAACACGGACUUACCGAGUACUGGGCCAAUCGUAUCACGCAUUGCUGUGCACCAAAGAACUACCCGCGCAUCUUCUGUUGGGUGUAUCGACAUGAGGGACGUAAAUUAAAACAUGAGCUGCGCUGUCACGCAGUGCUCUGCAGCAAGGAGAAGGUGGUGCAGGAUAUUUGCAAUACAUUGAAGGAGAAUCUGGAGCGUGCACUGCGCGAAUUUAAACGUGAAAAAAUUCUCAAGCAGAACGCUCGUCUUAGCCUGGCCAAUGCAGCAUAUGAAAAUCCCAGUUUGCCCCGACGUAAGAUACUACUCAGCGUCGGUGGUAACAAUUAUCGACCACCGCUAGAGCGUUCCAAGUCCGCACCAAAGUUAAUGGCCAUCGAAGAGGCUAUCGGUGAGGAGGAGGGCGAGGAUGCUGAGGACACCAAUGAACCGGAAAUGAAACCGUGUUGCCAAAAAGAUUCACUAUACCCUGCCAUGACUUUGGGUCGCAGACGCUGUCGACGUGGUCACUCAAUAAGACGCACAGGCAAACCUCGUCCAUUAUGUGGCGUUUCCUUCGAUGAAUCACAAAAGCUUAAGCAUAUUUUAGCCGGAGACAUGAAAGUAGACACUUGCUGUCAUGACAAACAAAUAACCAAAGAAUGCGCCAGCCAACAGAACGCUACUGCGCCAACCACAGGGUUAUCCGAAGAGCAGCGUAAUAGUUAUGGUUCCGAUGACUCGGAUGACUUUGAGAAGUUGCUGAAAUACAAUGACUACGAUGCUAGUACAUCGCUAACAACUGAACUUUUGCCCUACUUCGAUAUGCAACUGCACAAGAACACCAGCAGCAGUCUCAGCGAUUUGUGUGCGCUGAAGGAUGACGAGGAGCCGCUCAGCUUACUGCCAACCAUCAAUAGUGAUCCGAUGGCGCAUCCCGAGGGUGAUCUGCUGCCCAAUGAUUGCGCGCAAGGAAUGAACGGCGAAUUAGAGGAGGAUGAGUCGCAUGUUGGCCUCCGACGCAAUGGUGUCUGUAGCGAUGGUGAGGAGGAUUAUCUAGACGCCGAUGAUAUGUACUUUCGACAGGCGACAAUCUUAAAUAUUUUACACCGCAACUCAAUGCGCAAAAUGGCACAAAUUUCGCUGAGCAGCGACGAGGGCAGCAGCUUGGAAACGAAUGCCUCGGCGUCACUCCCAUACCGUCACCAAACACAAUCUUCUAUAUCGUCAAACGCCUCCUCGAACGCCACCACCAGCAGCUCGUUGCAGGAUGGAAACAACGGUUGCUCAACCGUUAAACGUCACAGCGGUGCCGAUAGUGAUGAGGGCUCCAUAUCGAGCGGCUGUGAGACGGCCAGCACUGUGACAGCCAACCAAGAUGAUCUAUCAUUACAAUACCGUCACGACAAACAGCUGCUGCAGCUACAGCAGCAACAACAAGCAACAUUGCAGUACAGCGACGAUGCACACUUUUUCAGCAUACCCGACGCUAAUGAAUCACCCAUCACAGCCGAUGAAAUCUACCAAAGACUCGAAGCGCGCCUGCAGCGUCGUCAAAACAGCGACGCCACCACAUUCAGCAGUUCGAGCACAAUUACACUGAAAAUGAGCACAGGCAGUGACGGCUCUACGACCCAGUCACCGAAUGAGCCAGUCACCCAACAGUCCAUAAGUGAGCAACCAGCGAAUGCUUUAACGAAUAGUACAACGCGUGUACGCCGUCAACGGCAACGUCAAAUGGUGGCAGCAACACCACCGCCACCCGACUGUAACGCCGACGACACGGACUCGGAGUGCAGCGACGAAUCCGGCUAUGUGGAGUAUCAAGAGCGCGAGAAAACAGUGCGUGAGAAGAUUGGCGACGUCGAAAGGCGUCAGUUGCAACAGCAACAACUACAAGAACAACAACAACAGCAACCUAUUGCACAAAAACGCCAACUUAAGCCGCAAUUGCCGCCGAAACCGAUGCCGCGUCGCACCCUCAGCGGCGCCAGCGCGGCCGUGUCCUUGGCAGCCGCUCAGCGUACGAGUAACAGUACCACAGUGUGAAUAUCGGAAUAUCAGACGCAGCGGGCCGGUUGACUAAGGCAGUGGUGAUUUUGCUGAGCAGAUAGGGCGUGCUUACAAUUUUGAAUUCGAAGUUAAGUGUAUGCGAUGCAGCACAGCGCGAUAAGAGUUUGGAAGCUAACGGCUACCGUUUUUCAUUGCUUGCAAAAUUGAAAGCCUUGUUUCGAAUACGAAAUUCGUCUAUUUUUAUGGAAAAUUCUAUAAAAUAAUAUAUUAUUUUUAUUACUAUUAUUAUUAUAUACAAAACGAAAAAAU